This is a messenger RNA of Mucor mucedo, 3569 nucleotides long. RefSeq lists its product as uncharacterized. The transcript has 4 exons. The record is from RefSeq and is a predicted model, not a curated record. Gene Ontology annotation, molecular function: protein dimerization activity. Lineage: Eukaryota; Fungi; Mucoromycota; Mucoromycetes; Mucorales; Mucoraceae. Bases 181 to 3381 code for a protein of 1066 amino acids.
AAAAAAAAAAAAAAAAAAAAAAAUGAGUGUGCGUGCGCGUGCACUGCCACGAAUGUGUGCCCGGGGUUGGAAUUGGGAUGACUCCCAAUAGGUGGGGGACAAUUUUUUCUUUUUUUCUUUUUCCUCUUUCUCCUUUUCCUUUUACAAAAAAACAAAACAAAAUAUCAACAAUAAAUCACCAUGGAAGCUUUUGCACCACUUCCAAUAGACUUGUUUUCUACUGAUACAGGCGUUUUAAAUGAAGAAGACACUUCAGCUUAUUUCUCUUUGUCGCAGUUCGACCUGGAAUUGCAAGAGCAAGCACAAGCAGCUCUUUUUCAACAAGAUUCAUGGCAAGAUUUUGAUAGAUAUUUACCCAUUGACAAUCAGCUGUUCAGCAAUUCCAUGAGAAAUGAACAAGCCCAACCCAUCUUUAUGAACACAAAUAACUACAACGACCCCUCUUUAUUAUAUGAACCUUUAUCCAACUUGAUACCACAACAACUACAACCACAGCAACAACAACCACAGCAACAGCAACAACAACAACAACAACAACAACAGAAGUUUGACAACUAUGCUACUACGUCCACAACAACUAACAACAGUGUUAAAAACGAAUAUGCUAGUCCAGAAUCCUUGCCAUAUUCACCUCCAUCAUAUUCACCCUCUCAACCUAUGCAACAACCCGCCUUAUUCCAAUCAUCAGCAUCUGUUACUACUUCUCCUCAGGCAGAGAAAAAAUCCUUACCAACAAAUCCUUCUUUGGACUUCAUGAAUUGGAACACUUCCCUCGAUUCUCAAGCCAAGGUACCCAUUCAACGUUUAAAAUCUUCAAGUAUUAUUAGCAAUGCAGUAAAUGCUGCUUUAAAUACCACCAAUGCACAAAACCCGCCUAUCGGUCGUCAACAUAAAAAGACUGCACAUAAUGCUAUUGAACGUCGUUAUCGUAAUAAUAUCAAUGAUCGUAUAGCUGAACUUAAAAAUGCAGUACCCGCACUUUUAUAUGCUAAAGUGAAUAAGACACCAGCCGGUUCCAAACGCCGUAAUAACGACGAUGACGAAGAUGAAGCCGAAGAUGGUGCAGAAUUCUUAGACGGUGUUGCAGUGGCUACAAAGUUAAACAAGGCAACAAUUCUUCGUAAAGCAACCGAAUACAUCAAUCAUCUGAAAAAGACGGGUGAUGAUGUCCGACGUGAGAACCAAGCACUUCAAAACAUACUCAAUCAAUUACCGGGUGGUGCUGAUAUCUUGCAACGCUAUCAUAUACAAAAGCAACAGCGUGAGAAAGAAAUCCAACAACAAGCCGUCAUGGAACGUGAAGUUCAAAAGCAACAAGAUCAACAAAGAAAGGCAGCAAAUAGAAAGCGUGCUCGAUUUGGUACAAAUCAACAUGAAGCCUCCGAUGAAUAUGAAUCUUCCUCUUCAUCACCAGAUCCUGUAACACCACCUGCUAUGACAAAUAGAGUCUUUAUGGCUAUAUUCAUGUGUAUCACAUUCUUUUCUACAUCUCCCUUGACUGCCGGUCCCAAUUCCUCCGAGCAAUAUCAAAAUCAUCAUCAUACCUCAAGAACCACAACCACAGGCCAAGACAAUACAAUUUCAAAUACACUGGGUAAUACAAGCGCUGCACCUGAGUCUUUCCUCGGUUCUGUGUUCAAAUUUGACGACGGAUGGUCUGCUUUACGUACCACUGUAUUCAUUAUUUGCAUUGUCCAACUUUUAUUUCCUUACAUCAAAUCCAUACUAUUUGGCUCUUCCCUCAAACUGAAACGUGUUAGUAGAUCUAAACGUACGAUUGUAGCAACCUCUCGCAAAGAUGUUACAAGUACCACUGUGACACCUGGCCUUCUGAAAUGCCGUCAAAUUUAUACCAUCCUCGAUAAAUCACUCCGCCAAGACAAUGAUGAAUUACCUCAAGGUGCUUUAGCCACCUUCUUUCCUCUGUGUAAAGAAACCCUCCGCAUAUUCUCUCACCAUGUACUUGGUUAUGACAUCAUGUAUGGGGAUCAUCAACUUACUGCUGAAGAAGAAUUCGGUCAAGUUUGCAAGUGGAUUAAAUUGAAUGAAACCACCUGUCUUGGUGGUGCUCCCGAAAUGUCUCGCACAAGUAUGUUGUACUCUUGCUUUCGAAUGAUUAAUUUGGUCGACACAUUGGAUGACAGUGUUCAUGAACAUGUCAACCAAACCCAUGCCCGUGCCUAUGCUACAGCUGCUCUGCAAAUGUCGCUAAUCAUCCCCAAACACUCUAUUGCUGAAAAGUUGUCCAAUUAUUUCUGGCAGCAUUCCAUUACCAAGGAUGAAGAUGACGAAGAUCUUAGUCUUUGGAUGCAAGCAUUGUCCUGGAUGGAUCCUGAACAAGAUCAUGAUUCCAUUUCUGAAAUGCGUCAAACCCGUGCGUGGUCCGAAACUAUGGAAAUCAUUACAAACCAAACCGCUUUAAAUGAUAAACUUCCAAAAUCUGGCAACAACCUUUCGAUUUCCUUUACUGCGCCUGUUGUUGUGCCUGUUGCAAUAUUAUCCACAUUACACUUGCUGGACAGUCUUCGUAUUCAGUUUGAUCGGUUAGUCAGUACAAUGACUAGUAGCAACGACACCGGAUUUGAUGAAACACUUGAAACAGCAUUUAUUGACAUCAUGCUAUUAACUGAAUCUACUACCGAAACAGAAGAUGACCAUCAAAGAUUGGCCCAUUGGCUUGCUGCCGUUGGUGCUACAGUGGAAGCUCUUUGGAAAAAUAAUGAUGCCGAAAAGUGGGCUUCUACCAUUAUCCAACGUGUGCCACGCUCAAUGACCUGUCGUGCAUCCAAUGUGUCACAAAAGACCAACUUAAAUCAGCUUGAUGAACUGGUUAAAAAAGCAAUGAUCCAUGUUCUUGUCGGUUCCAUCCUUUUAAAGCAAUCUGAUCCCGAACGUCAAAAACAAGGUUUAGUCGAACUCGAAAAUGCUGAGGUACUUCGCUCUGGUAUUCGUAAAUUACAAAAGAACCGCAACGACGAGCAAGAAGGCGACCUUGAGUAUGUUGUUAUGGCAUUAGCAGAAUUCGUGGUUUCCUUUAUUGGCUUAGGCUCAUGGAUUGAAGCUAUGAAAUUACAAGAACUUUCUGCCGAAAAAGAAAUUUUAAUUGAUGAACAAGUGCGCGAAACUAGUUUGUCUUUACGUAGAAUGAUUCGUCAUCCUGCCUUGUUAGAAAACCAACAAUCAAUUGUAGAUAGAUUAAGUCGUCUUGGUCGUUUUAUUGCUCACCAUCCUGGAGAUGCUGAUUCUGCUUGUGAUUUAUCCGAAGAAGAUGAAGAAAAAGAAGAAGAAGGUUGCAAGGAAGAGCAAAAUGAUCUUACACACGAACAACUCAUGUCGAAGAGAGCUGACAAAGCUCAAUUAAUUCUUCAUGGUUUAGCAUAAAACAAAAAAUGUCCCAUAUUAUUAUAACACACGCACAUACCUCCACACUAUUCUGUCUUUUUUGUUCAUUAUAUUAUUAUUACCUUAUAAAAAGAAUGCUGUUAUUUUUUUUUUUAUUUUUUUUACCGCCGACGCACCCCACAGUUCCACAAGCAUCACAUUUUUUAGUUUAGAAUGAUGAAACGUGC